Bipolaris oryzae ATCC 44560 is the source of this 1410-nucleotide messenger RNA. Its product is annotated as glycoside hydrolase family 5 protein. NCBI's taxonomy places the organism in Eukaryota, Fungi, Ascomycota, Dothideomycetes, Pleosporales, Pleosporaceae. The transcript is spliced from 2 exons. The record is from RefSeq and is a predicted model, not a curated record. The coding region runs from base 1 to 1410 and encodes 469 amino acids.
AUGUUGGGACCACGCCUACUUCUUACCUCAGUCCUCGCCGGCACUAUCGUCUCGGCAGGCUACUUGCCAGAAGUUCCGAGUGCGGCUACUUUCCAGUACAAUGCACGAAGACAGGCUACCAAUGGUUCAUCGCCUUCGUUCAAUGGCCCGUAUAGUACUCGCGGACGAGACAUUGUCGACCGCAAUGGUCAGACAGUAUCAUGGGCAGGCGUCAAUUGGCCUAUGAGUGGCGAGACUAUGAUCCCAGAAGGUCUCGAGUGGGCGUCCGCCGAUGAAAUCCUCUCAGACAUUGCGGGUGUCGGGUUCAAUUAUAUCCGCAUGGGCUAUGCCAUCGAGAUGAUUGAUCAGGUCUAUGAUCGAAACGGCGAGGAUGUUCCCUUGGAAGUUGGUCUCAUAAAUGCCCUGGGGUACGUCAAUGGCACCAAAGUCACAAAGGAAAUUAUCGCCAAGAACCCCGGGUGGACGGCACAGACCACUCGUUUCGAGAUCUGGAGUGACAUUGCACGCAUUGCUGCUACCAAAGGCAUCUUCAUCAGCCCGGAUGUGCACACCGGCAAGGCGCAGUGGUGCUGUUCGCACAUUGAUGGCACUGCCUGGUUUGACGAUUUGGACUUCAAUGCUACCCAUUGGCGUCGUGGCCUUUCCUACGUCGCAAACUGGGCAAAAGCACACCCCAACAUUGUCAGCAUGUCUCUCCGUAAUGAGCUUCGCGAAUCAUGGAAUGUCACCAAUUUGUACUACAACUGGGACACAUUGGUUGGCAACAUGACAGCCGGUGCUGAUGCAAUCCACGAAGCCAACCCCGACCUUCUUAUUCUCUGGGGAGGUAUGCAAUAUGGCCAGGACCUUUCGGCUUUGACUAGUGGAAAAAAUAUCCUCACCGCACCGUGUUACAAAUGCACGGCUAUUCGUGACGCUGCUAGGCGUGAACCGGUUUACUUCAACCUCGACGACCACCCAUGGGCCGACAAGCUCGUCUGGGAACUCCAUCUCUACAGCAUGAGCGAGGAUAUCGAUACCGGCACAUGCGAUAUCGUGAAAGCCAACUUCUAUCGUAAUGGAUUCAACGCAUUGGGCAUCGAUGCACCACCUGCUUGUAACAUCACGGGUGACUGCCCCAAGGCUGUACGUGAGACACCAGUCAUUCUGAGCGAGUUUGGCAGUGCCCAAGACGAGACUCUCUUCAACAAUACUCUCCAGAACUGCCUGAAGGAGUACACCAUCGAGCACGGUGUAAGCUGGAUGAUGUGGGCCAUUGCGGGCUCAUACAGAAUCAGAUCCGGAAUACAAGGGUUCCCCGAUACGUGGGGUAUGACCAACUACGAUUGGUCGGGAUGGAACUACGAACGGGGUAUUGAAGAGUUCUGGAAGCCAUGGGUAAAGGCGAUGAACACGACUAAGAUUGUCUAA